Triticum aestivum (bread wheat) is the source of this 643-nucleotide messenger RNA. RefSeq lists its product as uncharacterized. Lineage: Eukaryota; Viridiplantae; Streptophyta; Magnoliopsida; Poales; Poaceae. The coding region runs from base 1 to 423 and encodes 140 amino acids. The transcript is spliced from 5 exons. The record is from RefSeq and is a predicted model, not a curated record.
AUGGAUGUUAGGACUCAUAGAGCAGGGAGGCUAUCUGUCAUAUUGGAGAGCAUUUCAUCGGCUUCAUCAAAACGAGCGAAGUUGUUGGUCAUGAAGAUGGGUCCUCAGAUUAAGAAGCUCUCCAUCAAGCAACAGAAUGAGCGUCUGGAGAUUGAGAACAAAAUACUGGCGAUUGAGAACCACAAAAUACGCGAGGAGUUGAGGACGUACCGAUGUGUUGCUUGCUUGAAGAUUGAAAAUGCCUACCUGAAAGUUGAGCUUGCACACUCGUUUCGUAAUGCUGCUGCAAUUCUAGAAGCUGAAGCACAAUCUGAAUUGGAGGUUGGGUUUUCCUCUACAGCACCCCAGAUUCCAGCGGAUACUAGCGCAACUGGACCACUCCAGUCGGGUGCAGCUGGGAGCCAAGAUGAACCAUGCGAGUAAUCAACUGGCAGCAAAUUAUUUGCUGUAGUUACAAAAACCUAUAUACAUACAGAAUAAAAGUUUCAGAGACUCGGUGUGUUGGUCAUUUCAAUGACAAUAAGUGACACUACAAGUCCAUUGUGUCUUGUAGUUAAGCACCAAAACCUUUUUAUGUGUUACUGGUACUUGAGAAAGUUGUAUGUCUUCUCAUAUCUAUCUUUUACAUUUGAAACAUGGGAUA